Oncorhynchus tshawytscha (Chinook salmon) is the source of this 867-nucleotide messenger RNA. RefSeq names its product hepatitis A virus cellular receptor 1-like. The transcript has 5 exons. The record is from RefSeq and is a predicted model, not a curated record. NCBI's taxonomy places the organism in Eukaryota, Metazoa, Chordata, Actinopteri, Salmoniformes, Salmonidae. Bases 1 to 867 code for a protein of 288 amino acids.
AUGGAUGGCCUGUGGCAGUGGAUGGGAGGAGUGCCUAAUGUAUGUGGAAACAGGUGCUGCCACGGAUGGACCGUUUCACCCAAGACUCAGAAAUGCACCAAACCAAGGUGCCUUCCACGCUGCCACAACGGAGCCGUGUGCAGGCAGCCCAACAUCUGUGAAUGCAGAACGGGCUUCUACGGGGCCCGCUGUGAGUUUGCAAGCGUGACCUAUGGCCUCGUAGGCCUUCCCUGGGCCUUACUGCGCCCCACCAGCCCCAUGGUCAGCACCACCACCUCAGGACCAACCAUCACCCUCCCACCUACCACUAGCCUCUCACCAACCAUCACCCUCCCACCUACCACGAGCCUCUCACCAACCAUCACCCUCCCACCUACCACUAGCCUCUCACCAACCAUCACCCUCCCACCUACCACUAGCCUCUCACCAACCAUCACCCUCCCACCUACCACUAGCCUCUCACCAACCAUCACCCUCCCACCAACCACCGUCAUCCCCACCACCACCACCCCAGUUUCCGCAGAGACCACAGCUGCAUGGAGGACAGCGGGGACACCAGCCAGCACCACCAACCCAGAGACCAAGAAAUAUUACGCUGUGCGCUGGCAACCUCUUACUCUGCAGGAGGCCCAGUUACUGCUACUAAAGAAGGCAUUGGCCCGUGGCGGUCGAGGCGACAAGAUGACCACCAUCCUGAUGAAACACAUCGAGACAGAGAGGAAGAAGCUCCAAUCAGCCUCACAGUCAGACCUACAGGACACCCAGACCACAAGUGUCAAGAGCUUCCACACCCAGAAGGGCCAGUACACUGUCCACGCAAGCCCACCUGCAGGUUUUAUACUGGUGAAACUGGAGAUGUCGCUGUAA